AACAACACUGCACUGCACUCAGCACAAAUUCAAUACGUCAAAAUCGAACCGGUGCGGGUGGAAUUCCUUUGCAAAAUCGUUGUGCAAAUUUAAUAGUUUUCUCUCCUUGCCAACCCCAUUUGAUUUAUUCCAUAAUCCCAUUUGCUUAUAACUUACAACACAAAGCUUUAAUAAAUAAAUUGAUUUAUUACCCAUUCGUACUUACAUAAAUCACGUUAAGUGUUGGAUGAAAGAAAAGCAAUAAUAAAAAUCAAAAGAACCACAUUAAAAAAAAAAACAAACACACAAAAGUAUCAUGAGUUUACAAUCGAUCAAGUAUGCAGAUUUCAAAUUAGAAAUAUUGGAUCAGCUGCUAUUGCCGGUCCAAUCAAAGUUCAUAUCGGUUAAAGGAGUCGAAGAUGGUUGGAAGGUUAUAAAUAAAAUGCAGGUGCGAGGAGCUCCAGCUAUAGCAAUUGUAGGAUGUCUCUCGCUAGCGGUGGAAAUCUAUCCAGAAAAGUUCGACUCGAAAAAAUCGUUGCGCCAGGAGAUCGAGGGUAAACUAAACUACCUCGUCUCGGCUCGGCCCACAGCUGUGAACAUGAAAAUUGCCGCCGACGAAUUAAUCGCACUUGCAAAUGAAUUAACAAAGAACGAGCAGUGCACAGUGGAAGACAUGAAAUCGAGAUUCUUGGCUGCCACGGAGGCGAUGCUGGAGAAAGACAUAGACGACAACAAAGCAAUCGGAUCGAAUGGUGCCGCUGCUAUUCUCAAGAAAUAUUCCAAAGAAACAUCUGUUCGAGUGUUAACGCACUGCAAUACAGGCUCGUUGGCAACUGCAGGCUAUGGAACGGCACUGGGCGUUGUGCGGAAAUUGCACGAACUGAAGAAAUUAGAACAUGUUUACUGCACAGAGACACGUCCAUAUAAUCAAGGAGCACGACUGACAGCUUUUGAGCUGGUACACGAUAAACUUCCGGCAACAUUGGUGUUGGAUAGUAUGGUGGCAGCGUUGCUACGAGCCAAAAAUAUAGGCGCCGUUGUUGUUGGUGCAGAUCGAGUAGCGGCUAACGGUGAUACAGCAAAUAAAAUAGGAACAUACCAAAUAGCUGUGGUGGCUAAACACCACGAUGUACCUUUCUAUGUGGCGGCGCCUUUGACUUCUAUUGAUUUUCAAAUUCCAAGCGGUGAUCAUAUUAUUAUUGAAGAACGUCCCGAUCGCGAAAUGACACAUGUUGGUGAACAUAGGAUAGCUGCACCAGGUAUCAAUUGUUGGAAUCCAGCUUUCGAUGUUACUCCAGCUGCACUUAUUACAGGAAUUAUCACCGAAGUAGGUGUUUAUAGUCCAACCAAAUUGAAAGAAGAAAUUCAAGGUCUCCAAAAUGUAUAACGAAUUUGCAGAAGCGCUCCCACCAAAAUGUCUGUUGCUUUCAUUAGAAUUUUUGUAUGUUGUGAUAUUAUUACAUGAAGUUUAAAUUUUUUUAAAGAAAAAAAAAAAUAAAUAAAUAAAUAAAUCAAAUGAAAAUAAAAUAUAAAAGA
Molecule: messenger RNA, 1515 nt
Organism: Eupeodes corollae
Lineage: Eukaryota; Metazoa; Arthropoda; Insecta; Diptera; Syrphidae
Product: methylthioribose-1-phosphate isomerase
Exons: 7
Coding region: 296-1366 (356 amino acids)
Molecular function (GO): S-methyl-5-thioribose-1-phosphate isomerase activity
Source: RefSeq, a predicted model, not a curated record